Molecule: messenger RNA, 1347 nt
Organism: Ogataea angusta
Lineage: Eukaryota; Fungi; Ascomycota; Pichiomycetes; Pichiales; Pichiaceae
Exons: 1
Coding region: 1-1347 (448 amino acids)
Biological process (GO): prenylcysteine catabolic process; prenylated protein catabolic process
Molecular function (GO): prenylcysteine oxidase activity
Source: RefSeq, a predicted model, not a curated record
AUGCUCCUUAUUCUCUGUUUUGUCGUUUCUUGUUUCGCACAGCAGCCGAUACCCAUUUCGAGCUCUCGUGUGGCUAUUGUGGGUGCUGGCGCUGGCGGUGCUUCGUGUGCUUACUACCUCCAGAAGUUCACCGAUUAUCAAUUCAACAUCACAGUAUUUGAGAAAAAUAGCUAUGUGGGGGGCCGGGCCACCAAUAUUGACUUUGAUGGGGUCGAAGUAGAAUUGGGAGCGAGCAUGUUUAUUGAGGACAAUAAAAUUCUCUACAAUGCUGUUGAAGAGUUUAACUUGAGUUUCGCAAACAGCUCUUCUGACUCCACCUCGUUCGCACUUUGGAACGGAGAGUCCAUGGACUAUAUACUGGAGCCCUCCUCAAACUCUGUGGCUACCUACCUCAAACUUGUGUGGAGGUUUGGUCUAUACUCCAUUGCGGUUGUGAAGUAUCAGCAGCAAACUGCUAUGAAGACGUUUCUUAACGAAUACUAUGAAAAAUACUAUCCUCUAUCUUCGCUCAAUUCGGUCACCGGUCUGCUAAAAUAUACUACGGUGGCAGCCAAGGACCUCUUCAGUUCUAUAUGGGUGAGCACUAACUACCAAAACUUUGUGCAAUCACUAACCCGAAAUAAUUAUGCUCAGGAUCUAACUACAAUACAUUCGCUGGGAAGUUUGGUGCUGCUCUCGGGAGAGUCGUCGUUGCAUGUCGAUGGAGGAAAUAACCAAAUAUUCGAGAAAUGGAUACAAGCCUCCGAUGCUGAUCUGCGACUCAAUACCGCAAUAACGGCAAUCUCUAAAACAUCUUCAGGAUACGCUGUCUCGUAUGGCUCGCACACCGAAGACUACGAUAUUGUUGUCCUUGCAGGGCCGUAUGACCAACUAGAGAUCAAAACUAACAUUUCUGUGUCUCUGACCAACGUUCAAUAUGUCCAUCUUUACGUUACUCUGGUGAGAACACCACAUUUGUUGUCGGAAAGCUCGUACUUCAAUAACAAAAAGACCCCACAAACAGUCUUGACCACUGGUGGUGAUAAGUUCAACUCGAUUGGCUUGGUGGGAUAUAGUGAUAAGUACCAGGAGUACGUGUAUAAAGUGUUCAGCUACCAGAGUCUGAAUGAACAGCUAUUACAAGGAUUGUUCGGAAAAUACUCAAACAAGUACGAGAAAACCUGGUACAGCUAUCCAUAUUUGAGUCCAAUAAGCAAGUUCAGCGAGUUCAAGCUUGCAGAAAACCUCUACUACCUCAAUGGUAUGGAACAGUUGAUCAGCACCAUGGAGACUUCUUCAUUAGCCGGUGCUACCGUUGCUGGAUUAUUAGCCCAAGGAAGGAACACUACGCAGAUAACGGUGCCAUGA